Messenger RNA from Beauveria bassiana ARSEF 2860, 1809 nucleotides. Its product is annotated as siroheme synthase. Gene Ontology annotation, biological process: sulfate assimilation; siroheme biosynthetic process. Bases 1 to 1809 code for a protein of 602 amino acids. The record is from RefSeq and is a predicted model, not a curated record. NCBI's taxonomy places the organism in Eukaryota, Fungi, Ascomycota, Sordariomycetes, Hypocreales, Cordycipitaceae. Gene Ontology annotation, molecular function: uroporphyrin-III C-methyltransferase activity. The transcript has 2 exons.
AUGGACGGACAAGACACCAAACCAAACGUCCUCCUCGCCGGCCUCGACUGUCGCGGCAGCGUCCACCUCGUCGUCGGCACCAACCCGCUCGCCGCCUCCCGCUGCGCCGCCUCUCUCGCCGCCGGCGCCCAUCCCGUGCUCGUCGCCCCGGGAGCGGACGCCUCGACGGACUUGCAUUACGGGCUGCAGGCCAAAAUUGACGACGGGAGCGUAAAGUGGGAGCGGAAGCCGCUCGACGAUGAGGAUCUCUUUCGUCUGGGCAGGGCAGAAGUUGGCGGCGUGGUGGAUGCCGUGUUUGUGACGACGGGCACGCGAGAGACUAACACCCACAUUGCUACGCUGUGCCGGCGCAAUCGCAUCCCCGUCAACGUCGUUGACGCACCGGACCUCUGCACCUUCACAUUACUGUCCACGCACGUCGACGGCCCGCUGCAAAUCGGCGUCACCACCAACGGCCGCGGGUGCAAGCUCGCCUCGCGCAUCCGUCGCGAGAUUGCCGCCUCGCUGCCCGCCAGCCUCGGCGCCGCCACUGCGCGACUCGGCGAUGCUCGUCGGCGCAUCAUCCAGCAAGACUACUGUCGCGACACUGCUUCUCUUUCCUCCUCAUCUCCCCCCGACGAGGACGACUCGACCGGGCAAAGCGCCGCCUUUAACAAGCUCGUCCUCCAAGACGCCGAGGAAAUCAAGACGCGCCGCAUGCGCUGGCUCAGCCAGGUCUGCGAGUACUGGCCGCUGAGCCGCCUCGCGUCCAUCACCGACGACGACGUUGCCACCCUCCUCACCAGCUACCAAACCGACACGGCCUCCUCCUCCUCCUCCCUUCCUUCUCUCAACCCCAAUCCGAAUGCCAGCAAAACACCCAAACUCGGCCGCCUCCUCCUUGCCGGCAGCGGGCCCGGCCAUCCUGACCUCCUCACGCGCGCCACCCACCGCGCGCUCCUCUCCGCCGACAUCAUUCUCGCCGACAAGCUCGUCCCCGCUGGCGUGCUCGCGCUGAUCCCGCGCCGCACGCCCGUCUCCAUUGCCCGCAAGUUCCCCGGCAACGCCGACCGCGCGCAGGAAGAGCUUCUCGCCGCCGCGCAUGCCGGCGUUCUCGCCGGUCAGACCGUACUGCGCCUUAAGCAGGGCGAUCCGUUCCUGUACGGCCGCGGCGGCGAGGAAGUCGCCUGGUUCCGCGCAAAGGGGCUCGGCGACCGCGUCGCCGUGCUGCCGGGCAUGACGAGCGCGCUGUCGGCGCCGCUGUUUGCCGGCAUACCCGCCACCCAGCGCGACGUUGCCGACCAGGUGCUCAUCUGCACGGGGACGGGCAAAAAGGGUGCCGCCCCCGCGCCACCCGAGUUUGUCGCCUCGCGCACCGUCGUCUUCCUCAUGGCGCUGCACCGCAUCACGGGGCUUGUCCGGGAACUCACCACCGCCGUGGAGUUCGAAGACACGCCCGCUUCGUCCGAGAAGACGCCACAAAACACCACCACCACCACCACCUCCUCCUCCUCCUCCUCCGCGACGAGAAGACUUUGGCCGCUAACGACGCCCUGCGCCGUCGUCGAGCGCGCCAGCUGCCCCGACCAGCGCGUCAUUCGCACAACCCUCGCGCGAGUUGCCGAGGCUGUCGAGGAGGAGGGCAGCAGGCCGCCCGGGCUGCUGGUCGUCGGCGCGGCGUGCACGGCGCUCGAGGGGCACCUCGACAGGGGCAGGGCCUGGGUAGUUGAGGAGGGCUUCCGCGGCCUGGACGGUCUGGACGGGUUCGGCGGGCUGCAGGAGGCGAUGGCGGCGGCAACGGGCGAGGGGCCGGCUGCUGUUACCGCAUGA